AUGGAUUCCAACGACAUAUACCAGGCGGCCAUUCAAUGGCACCGCGCCUUCGAAGACCGACCUCCCGAUGCGCACGUUUGCUGCCCCAAGAUUGACGACGACGAUGUCACCAACUACGACGAGCCCGAUAUUCCAGACGAGGGAGGGGCAGCUGUCGAGGAGAAGGCGCGCCGCAUCAAGGAGUACGAGCAGAGAUUCGACGUCACAUACAACCUUAGCAUUUUGAUCGGUCUCGGCAAGGAGACGGCAGGUCCGUGGCUCGACAAUUGGGUACAGGCCGUUGAGGACUGCCUCACAAGGUGCGAUGCGUGUGUGAGGAACUGGCAUCGGCGUCGUGACGCCUAUCUGAAGGGCCUCCACCUCUCGCCGGAACAUGUUGACUACAUGCAGAAGAAGCUCGACGAGUUCGACAAACAGCGUAUAGACAGGGGGCUCAAAAGCGCCCGAGCAAUUCUUGAAAAAAACGGCCCUAUGACCACGGCCAAGUUGGCUGACCAUGACAUGUCUGCUGUUUUGGCCCUAUUCGAAGCCCUCUGCUGCAUGGCAUACCUCGCUCUCCCUGAAAACAGGCAGGAUUUCAACUAUGUCUUCGAAAACACACAGCGUAAGAGGCCGCUUAGAAUGCAAGGAGGUCUCAUACCCACAAUGACCUUCUUUCUCUUUGAUGAGAUGCCAGUCAGGCAAAGGUUUGCGGAAUGCGCGUGGGAGAAGCGGACGCCUGGGUCUAUCACGGACCAGGAAUGGGACUGGGCCAUCUCUCCCCACCUGACCGACGCUAUCUUGAAGGUAUCAAUCUCGAGAGGAGUUCCACCUCCGGAAAAGAUUUGUAGAUUCUGGCGUGGCUUUCUGUUCAUCCUCCAUUGCCUGAACGAGAAACAAAUCAUCAACUCGCUCCGCGCGAUGGAAGUAACGCCCAGCGUCUACUUCCUCGCUCUCGAGCACUUGGCCACAGAUUCGGAUGAGGCACUUGCCAUGGUCCUGAAGGGUCUACGGGCGCUCAUGGAGAAAUCGCCGACUGCUUUCUGGGCUGCCUUUGACCAAGUCACUCCCAGCCAGCUUGUCGAGGAGAUUUUCAAAUGCCCAGCAUUCCGCAGGUUCCUGAACAAGUCUCUGAUGUCAGACAUGAUGGUAACCGAAGGGGGUAGCCAGGUGCCAGCCUUGGCUGCUUGGAUGAGGGCAUUCAUCCGUUCUCUGCCUUCCACUCGGCGUUCCGAUGCUUGCGAAUCGCUUCUUCGGCACCUCUUUGACACCUUCCGCCGAGAUCCCACUUGCGACCGAGCCGCUCAAGCCACCUGCACUCUCGCGGGCCUCGUCACCCUGAGCGAGUCCCUGGAUGGUUUCCUCCACCAAGAGACGCCCUUCGACACAGGAACCGCCCUCAUCAUGGUCAAUCAAUUACUCAACAGGGUCGUGCAGUACAGUGACGUGAUCAUUUCCGCGGCUAGUCUCAGGCCUGGAGACACGUUCAAUGUCGGGCUCUCCCAAGCAGCCAUGUCUAUUACGCACUCUGCGCUUGCGCUGGACGCCAGAGCCACCGAGAUUGAGUGGAGAGCCUUGAUCGAGGAGACUCCAGUCCAGGACGCCGUGAACAGGGAUUCAGGGGCGCUUUGGGAAUGUUUCCUCGAGAUGCUCUGGUACGGCCAGCUUGGGCAUGUCGAGCUCGCUAAAUCUAUGCUGAUGGCCACCCUGCGGCUGAGGAAUAUUGAACAGUUCAUUCCGAAGCGGAAGGAGACCUUGAAAAGGGAGCAGGAAAAGUUCAACCAAAGGUAUCAGCAACAGACGGUGGCAAUAGGGAAGAUGCUGGGCCGCCUCUCCGACUUCAAACGGGAAGAGCUGAAAAAGUUCUGCUCUGAGCGCCAAAGCCCGACGAUACACCCCAUAGUAUCGUCGCUGAUCCACGGCGAAGAUGCGAUCCGUGAAGCUGGUUUCGAACUGGUCAAAGCCAUCACAGGCGAAGACUUACCCUCGGACGCGGUGAACAAGAUGCUGGAGGACUACUUCAGCCCCUUCCUGGAUGCCUUCUCGGAGGCGGUAAACAAGGUCACGGCUAUCAAGGAUAUCAGCAGUCCUUGGAGCCACAUGAUUCCCAUCCUAAAGUGCAGCGAGUUCGUUCUCAACGGCCUAUGCGAUCCUUCUGUAGGCCAGCUAAGGCGGAAGGCUCUCACCACGGAAGAGUACACCGCAGUUAAGCGCUGGUGGGAGUGCGUAUGGCAUGCGGUCGACCACUCCUUCAGAAUGAUGCGAGUCUGGCACAUUAAGGUUGACAAGAAGAUCAUGGAGGAUUUCUGCCGCGACGUCAUGGAGCUGGCCAACAAGCUCCUGGCUCAAGACGGUGUGAUGGCCUCCGCUCUAAGCCAGCACAGCAGCAACAGCACUGCGCCAAACGGGGAUUCCACGACGAAUGCUAUGAGAGGCGUCUUGGAGCCUCCCGGGAAGCACUCGUUCGCUCUCGCUGACAUGCUGCAGCUCAGAGACAAGUAUCUCAUCAUGGGCAUCAUCGAGGUCAUUAAGAAACUCCUAGCAAGGUUGAAGCAGCACGACAUGGAUCUGCCCCCAAAGACCCUGGCCCAUCUGGGGAACAUGCUCAAGAAGAGGAGGCUCGCUGAUGGAAGGAUAGACUAUGCCCAGAAAACCAACCUGACCAAUGAGCAACGGAUCGAGCUGCUCAAAGCCCUUGGGGAGGAUGCAGUGAUUGAGGAGCAAUUCAUGGGCGGCCGACCUGGCGAGAAGGAAGCAAAGGAAAAGAAGCAGAGCAGGCUCGACUUCUCCAAGGCGGGCUUGAAUUUGUCCGCCGCCGUGAAAGAUCAUAUUUCCGAGAUCACGCCAAACUUCGAGAAGCGCAAGCCGAGUCUUCUAUCAUCUCUCAAGGAGGAAGGCUUGAAGGCCAAACAACCGGUCAAGUUAAGUGAGAAGGCGAUCCUCGCGACCCAGAUGUCUAUCAAGGAAGCUCGAGCCCGGGAGAAGGCUGAGAAAGCAAAAAGAGACGCCGAGGCUAUUGCCAAAGCGAAGGCUUUAAGGGCACCCAAGACCGUCCCUGGGGAGGGAUCUGGCCUACAGGGCAUCGCUGGUGUCCGGGGCAAAGACCAUGCUCCGGCCCUGAAGGAUGAGAUAAUGGUUGGCUCUUCCGAAGAGGAAGAGGAAUCGGACGACGACGAAGACGAGCUUAUAGCACUCAAAGCAAAGGAAAAAGCCAAGACCCUGAACGACGCUGACCGUCGUCGUAUGCUCCUACUGGCCGAGAAGCGUGGGCCCGUGAAGAAGGUGAAGCAACAGAGGUCCGCGAAGGAUAUGCGGGCACGCCUGAUUCCACCGAUGGAUGUACUACACCAGGCCAUAUUAGAAUGGGACAUUUUCCACGAGGGCAACGACCCGCCCAACGGCUAUCGUUGCGAGAACGUCUCCAACACCUAUACCGACCCUCACAGCUACAAGCAGACCUUCUUCCCGCUGCUCGUCAACGAAGCGUGGCGUUCCUUCGUGACUGCGAAAGACGAAGCUACUUCCAAGCCCUUUGGCAUCAAGGUGCUCAACCGCAUGACGGUGGACAAGUUCAUGGAGGUUACCGCGUCAGUGCCAGCCGCUGUCAACAAAGAUCGAGGCCUGUCAGAAGGCGACAUCGUGAUUGUAUCUCAAGGGGAAGAUCCGUUGAACCAGCCGUCCGAACUACAUUGUCUCUCGCGGAUAUGGAAAACAACCUACAAGAAGGAUAUUGUCGAGGUUGUCUACCGCCUGAAUGCCAGAGGAAACCAGAUCUUACCGGCUCUACUGCCGGGCGCCGAGUUUCAAGUUGUCAAAAUCACGAACAUGACGACAAUCGAGCGAGAGUACGCAGCCUUGGAGAGCUUGCAGUACUAUGAUCUGAUGGGCGAAGUGUUGAGGGCCGAACCAUCGCCGAUGCUGACGUUUGGCGACGAGGCGGUCAAGGGGGUAAUGGAGAACUACCAACUCAACCCGGGUCAAGCGCGUGCCAUUCUGAAUGCCAAGGAGAACGAUGGCUUCACUCUGAUUCAGGGCCCGCCUGGCACUGGCAAAACCAAAACCAUUGUCGCCAUGGUCGGCUGUCUUCUUACCGGUGUUCUCAAGUCAUCUAACGGUGCUGUGCCGAUUGCUAGACCCGGUGCCGCCACCUCGAAUGGGCAAGCUACCUCCAAGAAGCUGCUCGUGUGCGCUCCCAGCAACGCCGCUGUUGAUGAGUUGGUACUGCGUUUGAAGGCUGGUGUGAAGACGAUGAACGGCACGUUCCACAAAAUCAAUGUACUGCGUCUCGGCCGUAGCGAUGCCAUCAACGCAGCCGUCAAAGAUGUCACACUAGAUGAGCUAGUCAAGGCUCGUAUGGAUGCCGAACUCAAUAACGGCGGGCCCAGCGACCGGGAGACGCUGCACAAGGAGGCUGGCGAGAUCAAGAACAAAAUUGCCGAACUGCGGCCACAGCUGGAGGCGGCUCGAGAGGGAAAUGACCGGGCUUUCACCAUGAAGUUACAGCGAGAGUUUGACGAGCUCAAACGUCGCCAGGCGCACAUUGGGGCCAAGAUCGAUGCUGACAAGAGCGGAGGGAAUACGCUAGCCCGUGAGACUGAAAUAAAGCGCCGGCAGAUCCAGCAAGAGAUACUUGACAAGGCGCAGGUCUUGUGCGCAACUCUGAGCGGCAGUGGGCAUGAGAUGUUCAAGAACCUUAACGUCGAAUUCGAAACGGUCAUCAUUGACGAAGCUGCUCAGUGUGUGGAGCUGAGCGCCCUUAUCCCGCUUAAGUACGGCUGCACGAAGUGCAUCCUUGUCGGAGAUCCCAAGCAGCUCCCCCCGACGGUCCUGUCACAGUCGGCUGCAAGAUACGGCUACGACCAGAGUUUAUUCGUCCGAAUGCAGAGAAACCACGCUAAGGACGUGCAUCUGCUCGACAUGCAAUACCGUAUGCAUCCGGAGAUCAGCAUGUUCCCCAGCAAGGAGUUUUACGAAGGGCUGCUCCAAGACGGCGCCGACAUGGCAAGGCUGCGGCUUCAGCCCUGGCAUCAAAGCGUUCUGCUCGGUCCUUACCGAUUUUUCGACGUAAAGGGCUCGCAGUCACGGGGCCCCAAAAACCAGUCCCUGGUGAACGAGGAAGAGCUCAAAGUGGCGAUGCAGCUGUAUCGCCGUUUCCGCACAGACUAUAGUAAUGUCGACUUGAAGGGCAAGAUUGGCAUCAUAACCCCGUACAAGGCGCAGUUGUUCCGGCUGCGGCAGAGAUUCACGGAGGUGUACGGCGAGGGGAUCAAGGAGGAGAUUGAGUUCAACACGACCGACGCAUUCCAGGGCCGCGAGUGCGAGAUUAUCAUUUUUUCGUGCGUCCGAGCAAGCCCGACUGGCGGUAUCGGUUUCAUGACGGAUAUCCGCCGUAUGAACGUCGGUCUGACGCGUGCCAAAUCGUCGUUGUGGAUCCUGGGCGAUUCGAGGGCGCUGGUGCAGGGCGAGUUCUGGGCCAAGCUGAUUGAGGAUGCAAAACAGCGCGACCGGUAUACGAACGGAAACAUCAUGGCCUUGCUGAGCCAGCCGGGUCAGAAGUUGUCGUCUUCGGCCUUUGCAUCGCUUGGUGCAGCUCCCACGGCGAUGAGACAUGACGCUGUGCAAAGCGAUGGGGAUGUGGAUAUGCCUGACGCCGCGGAGCCACAACAAUACCUCCAACAGCGGGUAGCCCAGGUAACGAAACCAAAUGAAGACCGGGACGUGGUGACACCUCCGGCGCAGCCUUACCGUGGCGCAGGUAUCGGCGGCCUCAAUGAAAGGGGAGAGGUUAUCUCAACGGCACCGCGAGGCGGGGGACUGCCAAUUAUCCAAUCCACUGCUGGAGCUGGCGGCAAGAAACGGCGUCGCGAUAGCGACGCCAGCAGCCGCUCAAGCAUCGCAAAGAAGGCGCAUCACACCGAAGAAAACAAGAAUCAGUCCAACAAGACGGCUGCUGCGACGCACCAUAAACAGCAGCAGUCGAAAGCGCCGCCGGUGGAUCCCUCGGCGAUGGAAGUCCUGGGCUUGGUUCCGCCCACGCGAGCACCUCCUCCUAAUGCUACUCAGCCGCCGCAGCCUCAGUCGAGACCCCCUCCUCCGCAGCCACACAUCCGGCCCCCUGGGGGUAAUGGACCUCCUAAGCCGCCGAAGCCCCCUGGUGGUCCGGUGACACUUCCCAAGAGGUCAACGGCGGAUCCGUUCAUCAGACGGAAGCCGCACAAGCGUUGA
This is a messenger RNA of Canariomyces notabilis, 6204 nucleotides long. RefSeq lists its product as uncharacterized. Gene Ontology annotation, biological process: termination of RNA polymerase II transcription. NCBI's taxonomy places the organism in Eukaryota, Fungi, Ascomycota, Sordariomycetes, Sordariales, Chaetomiaceae. The transcript has 4 exons. Gene Ontology annotation, molecular function: helicase activity; transcription termination site sequence-specific DNA binding. The coding region runs from base 1 to 6204 and encodes 2067 amino acids. The record is from RefSeq and is a predicted model, not a curated record. Gene Ontology annotation, cellular component: nuclear body.